This is a messenger RNA of Epithele typhae, 705 nucleotides long. RefSeq lists its product as uncharacterized. The record is from RefSeq and is a predicted model, not a curated record. Bases 1 to 705 code for a protein of 234 amino acids. NCBI's taxonomy places the organism in Eukaryota, Fungi, Basidiomycota, Agaricomycetes, Polyporales, Epitheliaceae. The transcript has 3 exons.
AUGGCGAUAGCUUUGAAGGGAGCGAGGGCAGAGUGCCCCGCGCAGGCGUUCCGCAAGUAUUGUGACCGCUUCCCUCCCACGGAAUUUCAAUCCUUGCCCGACGACCUCUACCCCCACGGCUCCUAUAACGACAUAAUUCCCGUCGGUUCGCGGCCCGACCCCAGCGUUUGGGAGCGAGAAUUUGACAAAGACACGAGCUCGGUGCACCUCAUUCACUUCGGGUGGGCUCUUGACGAGGCGUGGGCUCUCAGAUUCGCGGCAUACCACAACAUAUGCAUCGACAUGAAGAGGUUCAUGAGGGAGUUUCAGUUCGAGCGGAGCGGCUGCCCACGUCGCAUCGACUUCGCGAACCUCACCCCAGACACGAUUACAACCAUGCAGCAGAACGGCAGGUACUGGAGGAGCGUCUGGAUCCAGAUGCAGGAUACCAUCUACGCACUCGCCGAGAGGAAGUUUCCGCAGCUGAACCUCCAGCUAGGGUGUCCCAUCAGCUACGAUGCCCGGAUGAUGCUCGCACUAUUCAACAACCAUAACAUCACGAAGCGCGCGUGGCUCACGGGUUGCCACACUCGCGAGCCACUCGCGGCCACCAUACAAAGGGUCGCCGAAUGGUUGACCGUCCCGGGUUCCGAGCCACUGGUUCCGAUGUGGUGGUACGAAUACGACUCUCCCCUGAUUGAACGGUUUGGCGUAGACAACCAGUAG